Molecule: messenger RNA, 3162 nt
Organism: Hippocampus comes (tiger tail seahorse)
Lineage: Eukaryota; Metazoa; Chordata; Actinopteri; Syngnathiformes; Syngnathidae
Product: kelch repeat and BTB domain-containing protein 12-like
Exons: 9
Coding region: 190-2106 (638 amino acids)
Molecular function (GO): protein binding
Source: RefSeq, a predicted model, not a curated record
CGCAAAGAACAUUAGACAGAAGUAGCAGCGAUCACAACUACAACACAGAGUGAAUAAAACAAGCUUAUCUUAGGUCAAAGGCUCUGAUCUGAGGAGGACUUCCUGACUCUGUUCUGCUCAGAAUUCUCCAAAGAAAGAAAGGAAAACAAAAAAGUCAGUGUGCUGACAGAGUGUGGAGGUAUCAGUGCAAUGGACACACUCCUGGCGGCCACUGCUCAGGCCGAACAUGGAGCACAUCUUCUCAGGCAACUGGAGAAGAUGAGAGAUGCCCAGGAGCUCACUGACGUGGUUCUGGUUGCUGGCGGCAUUUCCUUUGCUUGCCACAAGGUGGUGCUCUCUGCAUUCAGCCCAUACUUUCAGGCCAUGUUUACAUGUGGUCUAAAAGAAAGGAGGGGAGGUGUAGUCCCCCUGAGAGACACUCCUGCUCACAGCCUGGAGCUUCUGCUGGAUUUCAUGUACCGCGCUGAACUCCACCUGUCCAAUGACAACAUCCAGGCAGUCUCUGCUGCUGCCUUCCUGCUCCAUGUCGACGGAGCCUUCAGGUUGUGUCAAAGGCACAUGGAGGCCAGUAUGGACGCUUCCAACUGUGUUGGUCUGUACCACUGGGCCAGAGACUUGGGGGCCACUAGUUUAGCUGACUGUGCUUUCCGAUACCUCUGCCAACACUUUACACAGGUUUGUGAGGAAGAAGAAGUCCUGGAUUUGGACGCUCAAAGUCUUGCAGAUCUGCUGGCUUCAGACGACCUCAACAUUUCCAAGGAGGAGGUGAUGCUGGAGUUGGUGCUGCGUUGGGUGGCAAAGCGACGAGGGGACUCGCAAUGUGAAGCUCAGGCUGUGGAGUUGCUCCGUCAUGUACGGCUGGAGCUUGUGGAUCCCGUAUUCCUCCAAAAAGCUAGAAGAAAAUAUCCGGUUUUGCUACGAGACUUUGAGUGCUUGCGAAUGUCUGACGCUGCCCUCCAGACCUCGGGUCUGUGCAAGGCAUCAGCCCCGCCUCGACCAAUCCUUCGUUACGGGAUGGAGACCACCAACUUUCUGAUCUGCUUGGGAGGCGUGAACCACGACGGGAUUCCUUCCCGCCGUGGGGGCCAUGCUGAUCUCAGUUUUUGCUUCUCUCCCAAAGACAGAAAAACGUACUACAUCCCCUCUCCUCUGAAGGGCUCAGGGGGAUUUGGUCAGAUUGUUGGCGGGGCUGUGACUUGUGACAACAACAUAGUGGUCGCCGUCGAGGCAGAGGAUGAGCAUAGAAUGAAGAGAGUGGAUAUCUACAGGUGUACACGAACAGCAAAUGUCACUAUUUUAAUUCACCAUCUGACCUGCUCAAUUUGUUUAUGUUCCAGGUACAACCCUGCUGAGGAGUCCAUCUGGGUCAAGCUUUGCUCAGCAGUACACAGAGACAUGUGUGCUUUUGGGCUCCUGGGCGAUGCAAUCUACAUGAUUGGCGGUCAGAUGAAAGUGCACCAUCAUUACAUCAUCACAGACAGUGUGAUGAGGUGGUCGUUGAGAAGAGGAGGCAGCUGGAUCUCCUUCGCCCCACUGCCUCUUCCUUUAGCUUGCCACAGCACUGUUAGCCUCAAAGAGCGCCUUUAUGUGCUGGGAGGAUGGUCGCCACAGAACCACCCAGAAGAAGAACCAGACAAGCUGAGUAACCGAGUGUUCCAGUUUGAUCCCGGUAAAGAUAGAUGGAAAGAGUGCGCCAGGAUGAAGCACUCGAGAUAUCGCUUUGGCGCUGCCAUUCUCAAUGGAGAAAUCUACAUUUUAGGUGGUAUAGGAUGUGAUGGAGAAGACUGCGGCCAAUCACGUCGCUCUCUGAGCUGUGUAGAGAUUUACAACUCGGAAACAGACACAUGGAUGCCAGGCCCGAGUCUUCCCACAUCGUUACUGUCUCUCCGAAACAACACCUCUAAUGCAAGCGUAGUGCAGGGCAAGCUGUAUCUCUGUGGAUACUACAAGGGGGCUAGUCGUCAUGAGAUCAUCACCAAGCAGGUUUUGGAAUUGGACCCUGCUGUGAAUGCGUGGGCAGUGGUAGAAAGACAUGCAGCAAUGCACAACAGCUAUGAUGUCUGUGUGGUGGCUAACCUCAAUCCUCGUGACCUCCUCACACAAUGAAACAUCCCUUUAUGGCUCGGAGCGAUGACGAUGUUUCAACCAAGGAGCUGAGGGAGGCGAACUUCCAACCUUACAAGAAAAAUCAUGGCCUGCGUCAGCCCCGGGAAUCACAAACUGACUCUGGAUGUGAAAACUCUGGAUGGUUUUGUCGAGCAAACAAGCCACGUUUGGUCAUUUCUACAAAUGAGGGAAGUAAGGUCUUGCAAUUUAAGGGAUGCAAAUGAAUAAAGUCAUAAAGUUAUGAAAUUUAAAACUCUUGAGUUUUCUUGCGACUGUGCUUGAAUCUGCCAUGUAAAUUGAUAGAUAUGUGGUACCUGUAUUUGCAAGGAACUGCAUUCUUAAAAUGAAUUAAAUUGAAUCAUUUGUUGCUCGUCAUUUUGGGAAUAGUCACUUAAUGUAGUACCUUUAUAAAUCUUUAAUUAAAUUUUAAAAAAGGCACACAGUGCGACCCCCAAAAGCUGUACAAUUCUACAAAUCAUUGCUUUGCUAUUUUAACUUGAUAAUUGAUGUGCCAUUUUACUGUUUUGCUUUAUCUUUGCAUUCAUCCUGCUGUUAUGUUGGGAUUAUAUCUUUAUUUCAUUUUGCACUUAAUCUUGCUUUUAAUCAUGUUUUCUUUGGAUCCGUUUCACACUUUGUCUUGCACCAUUAAGGCAUUUGCCUUAAUGAUGCAAGACAAAUAAACUUGGCUUGCCUUGAGAUAAUGUCAGUCUGGCUCUACAUAAGCAGUGGUGGAAAGUAAGAAAACACAUUUUUUAGGUAUCUGCACUGGAAGAUUUAUUUUUCUGAUGACAUGAUGCAAAAAGUACAGAGAGGUCAAGUCAACCGUGGUUGAGAAAUAGGGACAGCAGCAACACGAAUGAACGUGAAUGAUGGUACACUAACAAUAUUUGGAAAAGCAUGAUAUUCUACAUCCAGGCAUCAAUUAAGAUGUUUGUUUUUAAUUUUGGCUACAAAAAUAAAAUGCCAGCACAUUUCAUAUGUUAUCAUUUGCACAUUUUCCAUUUGGUUCUUGUUGUUUGGCCUCGUGAAUCCUGAUUAUCCUGUUCAAUUUUGACC